AGAUCACGCCUGUGGCAAGGACCGGAGCCGAACGGUUCGCUGCGCGCUGCGCAGAAGAGCGGCGGGAGCGCCCGGCUUACUGUCGCCUAGCCCAGCCUGUUCCUGCGCGCGACUGGCCGAGGACCCCGGACAGCAGAGGCCCAGGACGACCGAGCUGAUGGCGUCUUCGACCCCUUCUUCGUCCGCAACCUCCUCGAAUGCGGGAGCGGACCCCAAUACUACCAACCUGCGCCCCACAACAUAUGACACCUGUGCGGCGUGGCCCAUGGAUUGCACCAGAAAACUGGGGCUCAAGAUCUGCGGCUUCCUGCAAAGGACCAACAGCCUGGAAGAGAAGAGCCGGCUUGUGAGCGCCUUCAAGGAGAGGCAGUCCUCCAAAAACCUGCUUUCCUGUGAAAACAGCGACAGGGAUGGACGCUUCCGGCGCACGGAGACGGACUUCUCCAACCUGUUUGCUCGAGAUCUGCUUCCGGCUAAGAACGGGGAAGAGCAAACUGUGCAGUUCCUACUGGAGGUGGUAGACAUACUCCUCAACUAUGUCCGCAAGACAUUUGAUCGCUCCACCAAGGUGCUGGACUUCCAUCACCCGCACCAGCUGCUGGAAGGCAUGGAGGGCUUCAACUUGGAGCUCUCUGACCACCCUGAGUCCCUGGAACAGAUCUUGGUUGACUGCAGAGACACCCUGAAGUAUGGGGUUCGUACAGGUCACCCUCGAUUUUUCAACCAGCUCUCCACUGGACUGGAUAUCAUUGGUUUAGCUGGCGAAUGGCUGACAUCAACUGCCAAUACCAAUAUGUUUACAUAUGAAAUUGCACCAGUAUUUGUCCUCAUGGAGCAAAUAACACUUAAGAAGAUGAGGGAGAUAGUUGGAUGGUCAAGUAAAGACGGUGAUGGGAUAUUUUCUCCUGGGGGAGCCAUCUCCAACAUGUACAGCAUCAUGGCCGCUCGCUACAAGUUCUUCCCGGAAGUUAAGACAAAGGGCAUGGCAGCUGUUCCCAAACUGGUCCUCUUCACCUCAGAACAUAGUCACUAUUCCAUAAAGAAGGCUGGAGCUGCACUUGGCUUUGGAACCGACAAUGUGAUUUUGAUAAAGUGCAAUGAAAGGGGGAAGAUAAUUCCAGCUGAUUUAGAGGCAAAAAUUCUUGAAGCCAAGCAAAAGGGAUACGUUCCCCUUUAUGUCAAUGCAACUGCUGGUACAACUGUUUAUGGAGCUUUCGAUCCGAUACAGGAGAUUGCAGAUAUAUGUGAGAAAUACAACCUGUGGCUACAUGUCGACGCUGCCUGGGGCGGUGGGCUGCUUAUGUCCAGGAAGCACCGCCACAAACUCAGUGGCAUAGAAAGGGCCAACUCAGUCACCUGGAACCCUCACAAGAUGAUGGGCGUGCUGUUGCAGUGCUCGGCCAUCCUCGUCAAGGAAAAGGGUAUACUCCAAGGAUGCAACCAGAUGUGUGCAGGAUACCUUUUCCAGCCAGACAAACAGUAUGAUGUCUCCUAUGACACUGGGGACAAGGCAAUCCAGUGUGGCCGCCACGUGGACAUUUUCAAGUUCUGGCUGAUGUGGAAAGCAAAGGGCACAGUGGGAUUUGAAAAUCAGAUCAACAAAUGCUUGGAGCUGGCUGAAUACCUCUAUGCCAAGAUUAAAAACAGAGAAGAAUUUGAGAUGGUUUUCGAUGGUGAGCCUGAGCAUACAAAUGUCUGUUUCUGGUAUAUUCCACAAAGCCUCAGGGGCAUUCCAGAUAGCCCUGAACGACGGGAAAAACUACACAGGGUGGCCCCCAAAAUCAAAGCCCUGAUGAUGGAGUCUGGCACGACCAUGGUUGGCUACCAGCCCCAGGGGGACAAGGCCAACUUUUUCCGGAUGGUCAUCUCGAACCCAGCUGCUACACAGUCCGAUAUUGACUUCCUCAUCGAAGAGAUAGAAAGACUGGGCCAGGAUCUGUAAUUGCCCUCCAUAGAACAUGAGUUUAUGGGAAUCCCCUUUCCUUCUGGCAUUCUAGAAUAACCUCUAUAAAUUGCCAAAACACAUAGGCUAUUUCACUGAGGGAAAAUAUAAUAUCUUGAAGACUACUGUUUAAACAUUACUUAAGCUUGUUCUAGUAUGUAGGAAAUAAUGUUCUUUUUAAAAAGUUGCACAUUAGGAAUACAGUAUAUAUGUACAGUUAUAUAUACCUCUCUCUGUAUAUGUAUAUGUAUGUAUAGUGAGUGUGGCUUGGUGAUAGAUCACAGCAUGUGUCCCCCUCCAAGAGAAUUAACUUUACCUUCAGCAGCUACUGAGGGGCCAAACAUGCUGCAAACCUGCUUGCCCAACAACCCCAGGGAAAGAUGUUUUUCAACAUGUUGUGUCAUAGGGACCAAGGGACAUACUGUUGGUGAGAGUUGACUUUGUUGUCAGUGUUUCUCCUAACUAAAGUGAUGACAGAUGAGACAAAGUGCCACUAGAUGACAAGAGUCACACCCUCCCCAUUAGUAUCCUGUGAGGGGAAAAUUGUAGCAGAGUCAUUGUUACAGGUGUACUGUUGCUGUAUUUUUAGAGACUAAUUUGUGUAGAUUGUGUAUAUUUCUGUUGUCUGACCUUUGGGGGGUAGGGGAAGAACACAUGUAAUGGUUUCAAUGACUGUUUAAAUUGUAGGUAAAUGAAAUAAUUGCUUAUUUAUAUUCAGAGAUUUACCAUGUUAAAGAGGCAUCUUGUAUUUUCUUCCCAUUUGUAAUGUAUCUUAUUUAUAUAUUAAUGCAGUAAGUUCAGAAAACUGUUUAUGGUAUUUUCGUGCAUUUGUGAGCCAAAGAAAAAAGAUUAAAAUUAGUGAGACUUGUAUUUAUAUUAGAGUGCCCUUAAAAUAAUGAUUGAAGCCUAAGUUUACUAUCUGUAAGAGAAUUCUGAUACUGUACAUAGAAUCAUCUAUACGGAAAUCCCAUUACUUAAAUAGCAUCUGGUCUUCUAUUACUCUC
Messenger RNA from Lynx canadensis (Canada lynx), 2946 nucleotides. It is a transcript of the gene GAD1, whose product is annotated as glutamate decarboxylase 1. The record is from RefSeq and is a predicted model, not a curated record. Gene Ontology annotation, biological process: GABA biosynthetic process. Gene Ontology annotation, cellular component: cytoplasm; presynaptic active zone. Gene Ontology annotation, molecular function: glutamate decarboxylase activity; pyridoxal phosphate binding. The coding region runs from base 158 to 1942 and encodes 594 amino acids. The transcript has 17 exons. Lineage: Eukaryota; Metazoa; Chordata; Mammalia; Carnivora; Felidae.